AUGGCGACGCCGGCCUCCAUAACUGGCAGCGUAAUUGGUUCGAAUUUAUUUGAGAGUAUUUAAAAAAAAUCGGAAGAAUCAAAUAGAAAAUAUUCAGAAAAAAUGCGAGAAAAUAUCAAAAAUUCAGAGAAAAAUGAUUCAAUAAGGCAUUUUUCUCAAAUUUCCCACACAGAUUCGUAAGAGCGUCCCAGAUCGGUGUAAUUUUAAACUUUGCUCUAAAUCUGCUUACCUGGAAAAUUUUAUAUUCUUUUAAAAGACCCAACUUUGAACAGAGUAUACUCGGAAACAUCGGGAAUUUAUGAAAAAAAAUUUGAGAAAAAAAUCGGGAAAUUUUUCAUUUAUUAUUAUUCAAAAAAAGAUUUCCAGAUGAAAAAAAUUGGAUAGCUGAAUAUUUUUUUCAAAAUCAAAAACCUUUUUAAUCAUUUUUUUCUUCCAAGUUUCUGAAAGAUAUUGAGCUCAAAAAAUUAUCUUUCUUAAAAGGGACGACAAGCUCACCAUCAGAAGAAGCUUUCUGUGUGUACCUUUUUAUAGACGUACCAAUUUUUUUUUUCUUUUUCGAGCUUCUGGAUUUUAUUCUGUCUUUGCGAAAAAAAUGUCGGUAUAGGCUCAUCUUAACUAUUAGAAACCGGUCUGAUUUCAUGAUCGAUUCAAAAAAAAGGUUCUAGUCCCAUAAGUUGAAACCUUUUUUUUUUUGAAGCAACGCCAGAAAAACCGAAAACGGAACGGGAAAAGACGCACAAGUCUCUGUCGAGACCGCUAUUUCUGCAUCAAUCAGAGCUGUUUGUUAUUUUUCUUCUUCUUCUUGGAUAAAAUGGAUUGAAAAGAACUCGAUUAAGCUGAAAUUUUCUUUUCGGUAGGUAUAGAAACUUUUUUGAGCUGAAGACUUUUGGCAAAUCCUGGGAAGGUAACCAGCAGGUGUUUGAAAGGUGUAUGGAAGCAAGAAGGUCUUAGGAAAGACUUUGGAAGGUGUUUGGAAGGCGAAGAGGGAAAAUACCUUGCUGGAAAGCUUCUGGAAGGCCUCUGGCCUUUUUUUCUGAGUAGAAAGUGUUGGGAAGCGUUCCUGGAUAGCUUCCAAACGCCUUCCGAGGAAGCAGAAGCCAACUUUUACCUGAGUUUUUGAAAUUUUCAAUCAUUCUGGAGUUUCUUCAAGCUUCCAGGAUUUUCAGAUACUAUAUAAAUUAUCAGAUACUUCAUAAAAAAUAUAAUUGUUUCAGAUCGAUGGACGUGACUCAACAGCCGUCGGAGGGCGAAAAUGAGCGGCAAGGCUUCGUCACUAUCCAAGUGAGAUUCAGAAACAUUUCAAACAUCUGAAAUAAUAUUAUUUAUCUUUUUAAGACGAGUCUUUUGUACUUAGGCAUGUUUGAGCAAUGUAUAUUCUAUCAAUUUACGUAAAAAUAUCAAAAUAAAAAUAGGGGGCGCAAAGCCCCGCCCCUUCCCGCCACCAAAAAGACGAUUUUUUUGUUGCAAAAACGGUUUUGAGGCGUUUAUACUAGCUAAAGUCCCACUUUAAAAAUGAACUGUUUCUGUUAACCUAUGUAAUCGACAACGCUCUACAGGGCUGAAUAUUUUUUUAAAACUAUGUAUUUUUUUCAAAAAAAUAAGCGAAAAAGUAAGAUUUAACUCGAAAAAAACUGAGAAGUUUCACAAAAUCGUCGCGUUUCAGAAAACCAAGUGAGGAUCGCUUCCAAAUUUUGAGUAUGUUACUUAUUAACACUUUCUUUAUUUUUUUCGAGUAAAAAAAUUUCAAAAAAAUCUAACGACGCGAAAAAAUCGAAGCUUGUAAAGUGACACCAAACUUUGAAGCUGAAAUGCGAAAAAAAAUUUCAGCGACAUGGUAUACUUUUUUAUUUGAUUUUAAAAACUCACAAUGUGUUCAAAAAAAUAAAAAAAUUCAGAAUGAAAAAUAAUUAUUGGGACAGCGAAUCAAAUUAUAUUUGGAUUUUACCAAAACCUCCUUUUUUUCGCCUGCCUCGUUGACGCAUGAGAGAAUAGGAUCGCGUCUAUACUUUUGAUUAUAUUAUUAAGCGUUCAAAACUCUAUCAAUGAAAAAAUUAUGAAAAAAAUCUAACGACGCGAAAAAAAUAACGGCUUGGAAAACCUCGAAAAAAUGGCAAUUUUUUUUGAAAUUUCGCAAGAUUUCUUGCAAGUGUCCGUAGCAGUGUUUGCGUCAAACACACCGAUGCGCCCUUUUAAAUGUUGCAGGAGCCGUUUUUUUCGGAGUCAAAUUGCACUUUUUUUCCUGUUUUUAUUUCGAAAUAACAUUAUUUUUUUCAUUUUUUUCUAUCUUUCAAAUCGAAUGAUAAUAAUUUUUUUCUGAGUAGAAAAAAAGAAAAAAAUAAGCUGAAAAAAAUCCCUUUGACCUUUUUUUCUAAGUAGUUUUUGAUAUUUUAUCAAAAAAAUUCUUAUGAGAGUUAUACAAAAAGAAUUAUACCAAAACAUUGAGCUCAGUUCGGACAACCUCUCAGAACAGAAAACCGAUUCGAAAACGGUUCAGAAACGCGUAAAAACAUUUAAAAAGAAAGCGUGCGGCAGCGGGUAAACCGUGAGAUUUUGCCUCCAGUUGUACGCCGCGCGCGCUCGUUUUUUGGCCAUAACUUUUUUCUUAGCGGACCUUUUUUCAAAAACUAAACGGAUUAUGAAAAUGGACAGUCUCCUCUAUCGAACAAUGUGAAAAACAUAUUUUUUGAAUCGUUCUGAAGAAAUGGCUUGCGGACCCUAAAUAAAAACAAGAAAAACUACAAAUUUUGAGAGCUCCUUUGGAAAAUGACGAGGGAUAUAGAAGCUUGAAAAAAACUUUAUUGAAAAAAAUGUAUUGAAAAAAAUAAUUUUUUUCUAAUGGUGCCAUUUCUGAAAAAAACGGUACCAUUUCGAGAAGAAUUUUCAGAAUAUUUCCCUUUCGAUUUUUUUAUUGAUCGAUUUCAAAGAGAAAAGGUUGACAAAUUUUAAUGUCGAGGACAAUUUUUAGAGGGAAAAGGGAUGAUUUUUCAAAAGCCUUUUACCAUAUCUUAAAGCUAAUUUUUUCGAGACCACUUCUUUGGGAGAAAUGAAGCUUUUCAAAAUGAAAGCCUACCGAAAAUCAGCUUUUCCCUAAAUUUCAAGCCUUUUUUCUAUUUUUAUUGUACAACGGGUGACUCCUGAUGCUUCUACUGAUUUUUAAACCGAUCAAAAUCAAAACAAGACUUUAGACGAUGCCAAAAAUGCAGCCCGACUGUGACGAUUGGAACGUUCAACGCGAGAAAGUCGGCAAGAUUUGCCUCAUCGUCGAUGUAUGUCCCUUUCAGUAGACACCAUUAAUCAAUUAAUUAAGGCGGUAAUUAUGGUGACUCUCCUUUGCGAGGUGGCGAUCCUAUCGCUCAACGACGAAGUCAGAGAUCUUUUCGUGGCUUUCAUUUUGGACUGGCUCUGGUUGCCCGUCUGUUGCAUGUUCUGCAUUAGUGUGAGCGGCUCUUUUGUAGGAAAUGCAAGUGCGCUCCAGCAAACAGAAUCUCUGCUUAAGGACUCCAUAGUAUGGAGGCAAGGGCCCCCUCUAGGGACCACUUUACCAAACCCUUUAGGUGCUACAAAAGCUUGCGAAAGUGUUCCCUAUAGGGGACAUUUUUUGAAUGAAAUUGAAAGAUCCCUAUAGGGGCCACUUGAGCUUUAGAGUGGUCAGACCCUACUGAGAAACUUUUGAGGGGUCCUUAAGAUUUUUACCCCUAUAGGGGUCCCUAGAACAACGAACCCCUAUAAUGACCCCUCAAAAAUUUCUCAAACCCCUAUCGUGACCAUCUUGGCCCCUAUAGGGACUGUUUUGCUGAUUCACGGCCAGCUUAGGACUCCAAAGGGGCGUGGCCUGUCUGCGCUCUCCACCAACUGAACACUGUCUCUUUUCUUAUCGUGUCAGGACCCUUUUCGAUGAGCCAGACGUGAAUAAACUAGGAAGUUGCUGGGACCUCGUUCACGCAAAUCUGAACGCUUCUGAGCACUUCUAGUGAUCACUUAAGGGUACUGAAGCCACUAAAGGUAUCACUAGAAACGCGAGAAAGAACGGCCGGGCGGAAAGUUGAAAGUAGCCAAUUUUGGAAAAAUUGGAUGAUCCUUUCCCCCAUUUUUUUGCGAAAAUUUGCCACUUCCAGAUCAUCUUGAAUGCGGUCGCUAUCAGCCUUUUUCUACUAUCGACCCCUUGGAAAUGGAUAAUUCAUGUUUAUGUCUUGGUACGUUCCUAUUUAUUUUAUAGUCCAUUCUUAGGCACGACUCUGAGAUUUUCAGGCGGCCGAAUUGGCGACAAACACAAUACUUGCAGUCGUCAUCACACCCGCCUAUUUCGGGGAUGUUUUAAGUAGGUUACAGUGGCUGAUGGUCGCAUUUGGAAUGGCUCAAGCUUUUUGCCAGACUUUCCGAUGACCAUGAGCGAGAGUCGUUUUUGGUCGGGCGCACCUCAAAAAGCCAUUCUCGGGAUAAAAACGCAAAAAAAGCCCAUUUUCCAGGUGAUGGCAAGGAAUCGAAGGUUUCACAGCAAAAACACAGCGUUUGGCUCAUUUUCAGCCUUUUCUUCUAUCUUCACCUUUUUGCGACGAUUGGUUUUUCUGGUCGAAAAACAGAUCUUUCAAUUGAUUUUCCAGCAAUGAUACCGCUCGUCAUUAUGUCCUUUAUGAUCAGCGGUUCGAAGCCGAAAAGCUGAGAGGACAAAAAAAUCGACUUUUCUUCUCUUGUUGGAAUAAAAUCUAGUUUGGCUGAUUUGUUGAUUGAAUUUUAGGUAAGAAAGUUGGCAAAAAUAUUGAAUUUCAAGUCUUCGACGUUAUUAAUUUCUUCUCUGAAGAUUCAUUGCUUGAAAAACUUCUAAAUUGGGCUUAAUUUAACAAGGAAGGGAAGCGAAACCUCAAAAGUUCUUUUUUUUUCAGAAAUUGGAAGUUAUAGUGUACGAUUCCUCCUGGGAGACUUUUGGCAAAAAGAAAUUUCUUCAAAAAAAUUCGAACCCGGGUCAUAGACACCGCAGCGCGAGGACUCUAGCCACUUCGCCACGCUGCCAACUGGUGUAGAGGGCUCGUACGCGAGUCACAUACCCUCCUCUACAGAAUUUUUGCAAAGUGCAGUGCCUAUGGCGGCAUUCUGCAAAAAAGCUUCAUGCAUUUUGCAAAUCAGUGCUUUGCAUUUUGCCCAGAAGAACCUCGCAUUUUGCAUUUCUUUUUGGGCUCACUUUUGUACAGACGAAAAAAAGUUCAAAAUGCAAGGUACUUCUGUGCAAAGUGCAUGAAGCUUUUUUGCAGAAUGCCGCUAUAGGCACUGCACUUUGCAAAAACUCUGUAGAGUCUCGCCUUGCAGCUCUUAUUUAGAGGGCAAACUUUGAAGCUCCAUAACUCGAAAACGAGAUCUAGAAACUUGUUUCGUGUUCUGGAAAGAGGAGGUCUUAUAGUACAUUCCAGCAAAGUUCAAUCAAAAGUUCAACCGGCCACCAAAAACAUUUCCCUUGUGAGAUUGUACAGGUACCGUUUGUAUAAAUUUGUCUUAUAGAAAAUCUUAAAGCUUCGAGGAUAUACAGGGUGCGCAAUAAAUAUUGAAACCGUUUUUUGUUUGAUCGCUGCUUUUUGCACAAUGGACUGGCCUUUGAACUUUUCUGUUUAUUUCGUUUAUUCAUGCUCACUUAUCAUGUGUUUGAAGUUACAGCUCACACUUUUCAGUUUUCAGGUAAUGGUGGCCCCAUCUCCGUACCGUACCGCAAUCAUUGAUUGUGUCAAAAACGGAAUGACGAAUUCAGAGAUCAUUAAAAAGCUGAAAGUGUCUCGUGUUCUCGUUUUUCGAACUGCAAAACGCUAUCGGCGUCUCGGUACUUCAGAUGACAUGCAAAGAAGUGUAUAGGUUCUUUCGAAAAAAAAAAUAUUUUCCUCAUUUUUGAAAGUUUCCAACAGCUAAACAUAUAAAGAAGAAGGAUUGUCACUUCAAAAAAGUCAAAAUUUCGCCUGAAGUCGAGUUUUCAGCUCUACGGGUAUAGUCUGUGUGCUACGACUUGAUAUUUCACCGAACGACAUUCCGCUGCGUACGGUCGCAAAGCGUCUUUGCCUUUGCAGAUCUAGGUCACCCUUCCAGACUAUUUUUAUUGCUGAUAUGAUCGUUCCACUGCGAGUAUUUGAAUGAAAGAAAAAAUUGAAAGCGCGACCGAGAUUCGCAAAGGCGCCCGGUGGAACAGCGGAAUCUCGUUCGGUGAAAUUCCAAGCCGUGGUACACAAACUAUACUCAUUCAAUGAAAAUGUAUUCUGUUCUCAAUUCCAACAAAAUAAAAAUGAAUAUAACCGUGAAGACCUUGAAAAGUAUAAUUCAUUUUACUUUAUUUACUGGGAUGAAUCUGUUUGAUCGUUUGAAGGAGGUUCUUUUUGAGCUCGUUAAGAAAAUAAUUUGAUUAUCAGAGAUUCGCAUCAAUUGAAGAGGCGCCAUCCGCCGAGCGAACAACCAAUGAAGUCGUGAGUUUGAAAAAAUAAUAUGUGAUUCAAUAUUUUGAAAAAAGGUUCGCUUGGUUCACAAGAGAGAACGAGAUGACGUCGAGUUGCACGGGAGAAUGCGGACGAUCGACGACAUUUGGAAUAUUUUUGGUGAGAAAAAUUAUAGAAGUAAUGAGAUUUCUGUAUGGCUCGCUGAAGCUAGCGGCUUCGAAAAAUAAAAAAAAGUUUCACUGAAAAAGUAAUUUUUGAAACGAACGUUUUUAAUCAUGAAAUUUCGAUAUAUUCAUCAUAAUCCGUGAAAAAAAAUAAUGGCAAAAAAAAGUAUGCGGCAGAAGGAUUCGAACACUCAUCAUAGGCUCCGCAGGCUGACACGCUAGCCACUGCACCACGCUACCAACUGUCAUUCAAGGGCUUGUUUCGCGCACACAUUCCUUCCAAACGGUGUCUUAAAUGGAAAAAAAAUAAAAAAAAUCAUAUCUCCAAUACAAAAAGUUUGCGCAUAUAGCGAUUUCCCAGUCCAUCAAAGAUUGUUUGAGCAAAUUUAUAGACAAGAUGCUUGAAAAUAUUCUGUGAUUGCGCUCAAAUGCUUCAAGAUCUAAUUUUAGGGGUAUAAAAAGAUCCUCUUUUGUACAGGAAGGCAUCUGACACAGGAUACUUAUGACGCGCACCUGUAUACUGACCAUAUAAAAAAAUUUUGUCGAAAGUUUUGUUCAAAUUAGUGAAUUUCAAAAUUUAGAGCGCUUUUUUUAUUCCAACUUCGAAAAUUCCUCAUUUUUUCGAAGGUAAAAAAUGGCAAAAAUUAACAGUACCAAAAAAGAUUCGAACCUGCGUGAUAGGUUCCAUAGUGCAAGGCCGCUAGCCACUACACCACGCCGCCUGCUACUGUAACAAAAGUUGCGGUGCACCCCGCGUUGAACUCUCCUGUACACCCCGCAGUGUAACCAGGGGUGCACCGAAAAGUCCAACGCGGGGUGCACCGAAUCCUCAUUUUUUCAAUUUUUGCUUCUUGCACUUUUAAAAUACCUUUAUACUUCUAUAUCCCAUAUAUAUCAUCAAUUGAGACCACGUUUCAAUUUAUAUGUUUUAUUAAAUGAUAUAUCACAUAAUAAGACAAUGAAACAAAAUAAAACAAAAAAAAAUUACAGCGAAUAAAUAGGGUAUUUGAAAAAUAUUCGAAGAUAGACAAUUUCAUUUACAAGAUUUAUAAAGAAAAAUAACAACGUUUACAAAAUGUGAGAAAGAAAAAAGGUCUCUAGAGCUGUUUUCUGCGCCUUCUCCCCUUUUUUCUAAGCAUCUAGCCAACUUUAGACCAAAAUCGUGAGAGCAUGUUAAAAAAGUAGACAUAAAUCGAAAAAAUUGAUAGAAACUGAAAAUUAAAUCAGGAGAAAGAAAUUGAAUAAUAAGAGAAUACAACAGAAAGAGUGGAUAGUACUGAAGAAAAUUAGGCAAAAAACAGAACAGGCUUCAUAACACUUACAAAGUUGACUGGUAAUAUUUAACACAUGAUUUCCGAGAAAUUUUAUGAACUGGGAAAUUAAUUGGUACAAUAAUUUUGAAAAUUAUGAUUUUUUGAGCAUAAAUUCAUAUCACAUACUAUUAAACCUUUUUUAUUUCAGGCACCGAAACGCUCCGCACACUUUUAGAGCUACUAAGACAAAAUUACUGUAAGAAGCUAACUUUUUUCCUCGUAAAGCGUUUCGCUUCUAAAAUGUCCUUUGGAAACAUCAAUUGUGUUGGCAAAAUGACGACUUCCGCAGUUGUUAUAGCUCUAUAAAAACCGGGACCUCAGAUGGCCUUGAUUUUUAUACACUAAAUUUUUAUACGGAGCUUUUCGGUACUUGUUUACAUGAGUUUAAAAAUUUGCAUAGUAUCUUUGAUAUGAACUUCAGCUAAAAAAAUCUUUUAAAAUUAUUUGCAUCAAAAUUAUCACCAACGUAUAUUCGAAAAUUUCGGAGAACGUGUGUUCAAAUUUUUUUUAAAAACAUUGUCAGUAUGUUUUCUCUUUUUUUCGAACGAUACUUAAAGAUGAAAAUUAUUUUCAUAGCGAGCUAGAUGUGAAUAAAAACGUUGGAAAAGCUGAAAAAGGAUAAGUUGUCCAAUUUGAUCUUUUGACUUGUGCCAACUUCACUUUAAGCCUUCUCUAAACAUAUUCACUAAGAAUAACUGCCAAGAUAAACGCGAUACGCUGGCGGUUAUCGACAAACUCGCAAAAAUGUCGCAUUUUUCUCGGCGCGACCUUGCAUUUCGAACAUUUUCAAAUUGCGAGAGAAAUGCGACCUCGCGCCCAGAAAAAUGCGAAACCGGCGAGAGAGUAGAACCUAGUGUUUGCGAGUUCGCCAAUGUUGAUUCCAAAUGUGUUCUCAAAAACUGUCGCGGAUGUCUGGAAAAAAGUUACGGACCCUCAAAGCGGAUAAUUUUACUGUCUCCGCUUGAGCUUAUUCUUGGAGGACAUAUAGAUCUUGACCCUCUGGUCUCAAAAAAGCUUUUAUUUUCGAAAAAAAAAACUUUGGGCGUAUUCUAAAGCUCCGCACAUGAUAAGAGAAUGCGCGCGGCGCGGUUUUCUCAUAUCUGGGCUUCAAAACUUUUUGAAAAAAACAGUAAUUGGUUUUAUGUUGUCAAAGGGACAAGAUCUAUAACCUCCAAAAAUGAGCGCAAUCGGAGAAAAUGAAGUUUUCGACUUUUGAGGGUACAUAACUUUUUUCCCAAAUUUCCGCGGCCGUUUUCGAAACCAGAUUUUUAAUAAGCGUGAAAAACUAUGCCUAGAAAACUUGGUCUCAUUCCGAUGCCCCACUGCGACUAGAGACUAUUCCCUGGUAUAUUUCGACGAAAUUCGCGAAGAUUACUAGCAUAGUCAGUUCAAAAUGAAUCAAUUAUUUUUUUCAAACUACGCGCUCUUAAAAAAAUUUAAUUUUUUUCGUCUUAGCUAAAAAAAGGACAAACUCUUCCAAUGUCAACUAUUCAAACUUUUCAUCAGCUAUUAAAGAACAAAAAAAAAGAAGAAAAAAGUAACGGCUAAGUUACUCUGCUCCCCUUAUUCGACUGCAGUCCUUCUGUUUGUUAUGAAUCAGGAUCAAGUCGUACGGCUAUCUGAAAUAUUACAAAACUAAAAUGCAAAGCUUUAAAAAAAUUACCUUCAUAUUAUAUGCGUUUUUCUCUCUUCCUUGAUGGUCAUAAAUUUAUUCUCUUCAAAUGAACCUGAAACGCAUUUUUUUUCACAAAUAGUCGCGAAAAGUUAGCGAAACCAAUAAAGUUUAAAAAAAUAUUUACUUUUUAAGAACGAACCGUUUUUUUAACUAAAAUCUACAAUAGUUUUUUUAAUUUUUGAUAGUUUCUCAAAAAAAUUGCUUGCUGGACUCGAAAAAAAUUGAAAAAAAUAUGUCGAGGCAAAAAAAUAAUUUUGGCUUUGCAAGAUUUCUGCAUAUUUGAAAGACUCAAAAAAAGCAUUUUUCCAGCGAACUAUUUUUGCGAAAUCAAUGCGCAAGCCUUGAUUACCUGACAACUUAAAAAAAUGAAAUGUUCAAUACAGCUUUUUAGACUAAAUUGAACAAAAAAACCUUCAAGAAGGUUGGAAUAAAAAAACCGAUUCGAAAUGUUCAAUUCAAAAAGUUACAUGAGCUUUUGGAAGUAAGAUUACUUUUUUUAUCCAUCAUUUCUAGAAGUUUGCGAUCGAAAAAAAUAUAAUUAAACAACGAAUUUUUGUAUUUCAAAAAAAUGUCUCAAAAAAAUUUGCCAAUAAGAAUAAUAAGAAGAAGAAAUUCAUAUGAAACUACUUCCAUAAACUCACUAGUAAUGUUAAAACAUCGAAUAAUAGAAAAAAACACGAAAAAGCGAGUGGUAAUAAAUUAAAACAAAUAAAAAAACAAAUGAAAACUUCAAAUUUCGUAACUUGAAGUUUGAAAAACGCGUUGUUCGGAACAUCGUUCCAGAUGACCGAGGGGUGCACCGAGUUUUCAAAUUUUCGGUGCACCGAAAACAUCAACGCGGGGUGCACCCAAUCGCGCUGAGUCCAACGAGGGGUGCACCCCGAUGGCCGGUUCGACGCGGGGUGCACCGCAACUUUUGUUAGAGUAGCAGCUAAAGUUAGCCGCCGCAACACAUUACCUCCUCCCUUCCAAUGCGUUUUUUGCGUGCAAACUUUGAGGCGCCAUAACUCGACCAGAACCAAAAAGGAACACUUUUUUCGAAGUUUUUUUAAUUCAGGGUGUCCGAAAGUACCUAUAUACCAAGUCUCAUUAAAUUCCAAUACCUCGACCUUUUGCACUUUCCGCGUGAGAAAAAGAAAUUCAAAUUGAAACAUGUGAACUGGAACAAUCAAGACCAUUCAGGAGCCCAAAACAAGUUCUACACGAAACACAUGGCGAUGAACGCGCUGCUCUCGGCGAUCGGCUCCCUUUUCAUCGAGACGAUGCGGCUGAGCACAACCGACAGCACCGAGUACGAGUUCAUCAACUGUCACCACGAACUCAUCACCAGACGGGCUGCCAUCUCGGCCGAUAAUGGGUAUAUGGUGAGUUUAUGAGUUCUUUUGUGAUUCAAAAUCAAUUCGAGAAUGCUUAUAAAUGUCCACUUUCGGGCCUUAUUGGGGAUUCGCUCACCGAACAGAAACUAUCGUAGAAAAAAACUGAACCGAAGGAAAUUAGUAUCAUCAAAGAGGCCUACUAAACACGGCGUUUUUGUAAGUGGAAAAAAAAAAUGCAAAACCAAAAAUUAAGGGGGCGUGGUCGAAAUCUCCGCCGUUCCCAUGUGACGUCAUGGAAAAAACGCGUAAACUACAGGAAAUUUUGAAGGCGCAUCAAUGGGUCAUGAGACGAACCUAUUUCUCAUUAACAAAACGCGCUUUUUCUGUUUUUUUUUGUUUUAAAACACAUGGCGUGUGCCAGAGCGCCGCAGUGUAUGCACACGACACACUACACUUUACGGAAAAAGUAUGGGCGGGGCGUCGGCAAAAAAAAACGCCGUGUAAAUGCUGAUGAGUCAGUUAAGCAGACCAAAACACACUAGAAAGUCAGAAAAUUUGAAAGUUAAGCAGACCAAUACCUUGAAGUUAUAGAGGCACGCCUGGGCCAUUAAAAAAAGGGUCCUGAAACGAAAAUAAAAGAAAUAGUACCUGGUUAGUGGAGAGCGCAGACAGGCCACGCCCCCUCAUCGUCCCAAGUUACCCGUGAACAGAAAUAUAGAAAGCAAAAAAAUUUCCUCCGUUUUUUUAACUUUAUCAAAAUUUAGCGGCACUCAAAAGCCCAAAAUUCCAAUUUUUCUCUUAAGAUCGCUUUUGAAAUUUCGAUAAUCCUGGACUCGACAAAUAAAAAUUUUUCUAUUUGAAAAAAAAAUUUCCGGAUCCAGGUGUUAUUUUUCAAAGACUUUUCGAACAUUUAAACUUUCUGCUGGCCAUUUUUUGCGAAUCUUGUUCGACAAUAACUUUUUUCAUACAUAUCCUCUGUUUUUAAGUGUAGAUUCUGAGAAAAACGUGAAAAAAAACUGCACGAGAAAAGAUCAAAAGAGCAUUUUUUGCAGUUCUUCCAAUUCGGAACGGUCUCCUUGGAGACCUUGACGCAUCUUUUUGCCUACGGUGGCGUAAUCUCCAUGUCUAUUUUGGCGUAUUCUUCUACGUUGGUCCCCGGAAUUUGACGAAGAAUCACUGAUUUUCCAGCAAGGUGACCACAAAACGGGUGGCUUUCUGGUGCAUGUCCGUCAUUAUUAUCUUCUUCGUCUUGUUAUUUCUCUUCAACUUGGGCUUUAUGAAUCGGCUCUCGAUAAUGUCCGUGUUCGGCGCGUGUUAUGUGAGUCGAUUCACCAAGAAAGAGCGGCGGUAAAAAAUGGGUUUUCAGGUGAAAGCAGCAUCUUAUAUAGUUUUUUUUUUGUGAAUCGAACGGUGUAUAGCUGAUUCACGGCUGGUUUGAGCCAUCGAAAAAAUGGUCCUGACACGAUAAUGCAUGAGACAGCGCCUGGCUCGUGGAAAGCGCAGACAGGACACGCCCCCUAUCCCAAGCUAGCCGUGAAUCAGCUAUAUUCAAAAAAAUUACAGAUGUGACUAGUUUUGAAGAAAAACGCGAUUUUACUUUCCCGCCUUUAAUUUUGAAAAAAGCUUUGGAUCGGUAUACGGACAACUGAUUACAGUAGAUGUGCACGCGAUGUUGCGGACGUCUCAUUAGACUCGCAUUUUGUGAGAAAUAACCGGAUAUCUGCUUCAAAUCAAGGGUUGCUACUCUGUAAAAUCAUUUAGUCAAACAAAAAACACACACCGAUGGAAAAGGAAACACAAAAUAUUGCUAUCCCAAUCGAAACCGAUGUAAAAUCAUCAUUUUUCACCAAAGAAGCAUUUUUGCAAUCAAAGUUUGCAAAUUAUACAUGAAUAGAAAGCUUUUGUGACGAAAAGAACUUUGGUGACAACAGAAAAAAUUUAAAAUUGAAAGAAAUGAAGAAAAAAAGCGAAAAUCCGAAAAAAAUGGCGAUAGGUGUUAUCCAUAGAGCAACUUUACUGCAAAGCGCCCUUUUCGCGGGAACUCAAGAUUUUCUUUCUCCGACUUUGAUUAAUUUUUUCUCCAAAACUAGAAACUUCUGCACGUUUCCAAGUUCACCGUUCGAUUUGCAAUGAAAAACUCUACAAAAUACUGCUUUGUACUGAAACUCCGUUUUUUAUGCCUUUAAAAAAAUAUCAUUUUUCCAUUUUCAGACGAUACUAGUGGUGGCGAUGGUGGCCGCCAUCGAAACUGUUCCCGUUCACUUGAGGGAUUUCGCCAUGUUCACCUUUUAUUUCACUGUAACUUCUUGAGAAAAUCUCGUCUGAUGCAUUUUUUCCCAGAAAAGCAUCACAACUCUGAUCGCGGGAAUGAUGUUGAGUUAUUUCGCCAACAUUGACGUCGUCGACGCGAUCUUGGUGGUGCUUUUGGUCGUCAGCGUCACGAUUUAUUGCAUUUUCACGCCGCCGGAACUGAUGAUGGCCAUCGUGGCCCGCGACUUUGACACGAUCAAAAUGUCGAUUGAUCAGUAUGCUAACCAAGGUUUUCAAUAAUCUUGUCUUCUAGUUAAAACUUACUUAUGGCUGGCUUGAGCCAUCGGAAAAAGGGUCCUGACACGAUAAUGUACGAAACAGUGCUUGGUUCGUGGAGAGCGCAGACAGGCCACGCCCUCUUAGCGUCCUAAACUAGCCGUGAAUCAGCUAUAUCAAAGAAGAAAGCCGCAAAACAGCUGCAAAAAGGCUGCAAAAAGGCAGCAAAAAGGUUGCAGUAAGGCCGCAAAAAAAGAUAGCAAAAAGGCAGCAAAAAAGGCAGCAAAAAGGCAGCAAAAAGGUUGCAAGAAGGCCGCAAUUAAGCUGGAAAAAGGCAGCAAAAAGGCCGCAAAAAAGCUGCCAAAAAGCUGCAAACAGGCAGCAAAAAGGAUCACGCCUUCUAUUUUUAUAGGAUUUUGAAGGCUCAAGAAAUGGUGGAAAAAAAGGGGAGACAGCAAAAAGGGUGCAUAAAAGCCCAUGAAAUGGCGCAAAAAAAGCCUUUUGCCACCCUUUCCGACUUUCCUAUGAACAUAAGGAACAAAAUUUCGAGCCAUAACUUUUUUCACAGAAUGAUUGAGCAAAUUUGGGUGACCAUAUUUGGAAUCAGCAUAAAAACUUCUUUUAGGGAGCCUAGUCUCAUUCAAAAAACUCAUUUUGUAGCUGAGAACAUUCCCUAUGAGCUUCUGAAGCCAAGACGAGAAUUUAUUUCUGGAUCAGGUCCAAGAAGUUAAAAAAUGAUUGUUUUCAAACGAAAAUGGAAAAUAUUGACGAGAUCUUCCGUUUGAUCAAUAGUUUGCUUUUUUUUGGCUUGGUUUGAGCUGAAUUAUGACCUUGUUCAGGUGAAUAAGGUAAAUCUUGACUCUAUUUUUCUGGUGAUCUCUUAGGUAUAUAUUGUUGGGUCGUUUUGAACAGCCUCCUUCAGACGCCAAAAUCGACGUCGAGGCGAUAAUUGACGACGUCGUCUACCUUGGAGACGUUCCGUCUAGCCGAUUCUCAGCCGUCCUGAAUCUCCUGAAGGCCCCGGCGUUCACCUCGAAACUCUUCCUGUUGCUUUUGGUGAUGUGGGUCCUCCUUCUUUUUCUCUAUUUUUUUCUGAUUUUCGGACUCAGUUCUUAUGGACCCAAUCAAUAAAUGAAGCCCAUUGAAAUUUAACAGCCGCUUAUAAAAUCCCAAGAACCUGCGAGUUUUUUCGGACCUUUUCUUCCUUGAAAGCUAUCUAUUUGUUCCUCCAUGUAUAGCUGAUUCACGGCUGGUUUGAGCCAUCGAAAAAAGGGUCCUGACACGAAAAUGCACGAGAUAGCGCCUGGCUCGUGGAGAGCGCAGACAGGAAACGCCCCCCAAGCUAACCGUGAAUCAGCUAUAACUCCCUCAAAGUUCAGGAUAACAUCAAUGUCGGCUCUCAAAACACGAAACCAUUUUCGACAUUUGAUGCCCUACAGCAACUUUGAACUGACGGUCGUCGACUCGAUUUUCUACUCUGCCGCGUCGCUUUUGGCUCUGUACUUGAUCAGGAAGUGAGCAAGAAGUUCAAACUAUAGAGAAAAAAUAUUUAAAAAGUUCUUAGGGCUUAUUCGCUCCAUGGGAGAAAAAUUAUUCGUUUCCCGAUUUUUAUUGGAAUUAUCACUAGAAAUCAGACAAGGGACAGUUUUUGAGGGAAUAAUUGCUCUAUGGAGAAGGCUUGAACAUUUUCAUGUAUACUCGGACGUCGGAAUCUGGACGCGCUCCGGACGCUUUUAAGCAGUUCCAGGGAUCACUUAAGGGGUCUGACGCUACUAAAGUGGUCACUAGAAAUGCUCCGACAUGUCCUGUUCCCAUUACCAAGGUCCGAGGAAUUAUUGAUUAAACGAAAACCGAAUGUCCUCCAUACGCUUCUGGGCAACUCUAGGGAUCACUUAUGGGGUCUGAAACUACUAAAGUGGUCACUAGAAUUGCCUCGACGCGUUCGAUUCGCGUGAACAUGGUCCGAGGAGCUAUUGAAUAAAACGAAAACCGAAUGUCCUCCGGACGCUCCUGGGCAACUCUAGGGAUCACUUAAGGGUGCUGACGGCGCUACUAAAGUGGUCACUAGAAUUGCUUCGACGCAUCCGAUUCGUCUGACCAAGGUCCGAGGAGCUUGAGGAGUCUACUAAAGCGGUCAUUAUAUAAAAAAGAGGUUAAAAAAAAAGAUUGAAAAUGGGCAUUGAAGCUGGAUGUAGGUAAAAUGUUUUGGAAAAAGACUUCCUAGAUAUUUUUUUUUGGUUUUCACAAAGAUGCCAUCCUAUCGCCUUUUUGUGUUUUCUUCCAUUUUGAAGGCUCCAAAAGCUUAUUUCAAGCUUUUUCCGAAGUCAAAGUUUCUUCUCGAUUCAAAAUCUUUAACUCACUGUAAAAAAAAAGUGAUUGUCUUUUACAGAUGUGGCCGCCGAGGGACUCUAAUCAUCGCUCAAAUGUUCAUCCUGAUAUCCUUGACCAUGCAACGAUGUGUAAUCCUGAAAAAGGACCAGUGCCAUCAGAAAGAUCGUCCGAUUCGUGAGAUUUUUCUUGUGGGGAAUAAUGCUGACAAGGGAAGUGUUUUUGGUGGCCGGUUGAACUUUUGUUGAAACUUUGCUGGAAGGUACUAUAAGACCUCCUCUUUCUAGAACACAAAUAAAAUUUCUCGCAAUAGAUCUCGUUUUCGAGUUAUGAAGCUUCAAAGUUUGCACGCUGAAUGAGUGCUGCAAGGUAAGAGGGAAUGUGGCUCGCGUACGACCCCUCCACUCCAGUUGGCAGCGUGGUGUAGUGGCUAGCGUCCUUGCACUGCGGAGUCUAUGACCUAGGUUUGGAACUUUUUGAAGAAUUUCGUUUUUGCCAAAACUUUCCUAGGAGGAAUUUAUCGACAUUGGGGAAAUGGACCAAAACUUUUUGUCCAAAAUAACAUAGCUUCUCAUUUCACUCGAUUUACCAAGAAUUUCGACAAGCAUUUUCCUUCGGCGGCUUAUAGGCAUGAUCAAUGGAUCGCUUUCUGUUUUUUUUUUCCAAGAAGAAUCUGGAGGAGACUUACUCAUCUUUCUGUGGCGUAAGUUUUUAUUUGAUUCCUUUUAAAUUAUCAACUAGACUGAAACGCUGGUUAAAAGGCACGUAGAACUUUUUCCCCCCAAAAAGGACUAUUAAUAAUUUUUAUAAGCGGAAGAAAACAUUUUAAUCGGUAUACCGAAUCAAAAUGAGAAACUAUGUUAUUUUGGAAAGAAAUGUUUGGUCCAUUUCCCCAAUGUCGAUAAAUUCCUCCUAGGAAAGUUUAGGCAAAAACGAAAUUCUUCAAAAAGUUCUGAACCUAGGUCAUAGACUCCGCAGUGCAAGGACGCUAGCCACUAUACCACGCUGCCAACUGGAGUAGAGGGAUCGUACGCGAGCCACAUUCCCUCUUACCUUGCAGCACUCAUUCAGCGUGCAAACUUUGAAGCUUCAUAACUCGAAAACGAGAUCUAUUGCGAGAAAUUUUAUUUGUGUUCUAGAAAGAGGAGGUCUUAUAGUACCUUCCAGCAAAGUUUCAACAAAAGUUCAACCGGCCACCAAAAACACUUCCCUUGUGAGGCUUCUUGAUGGCGAGAGUCGUUUUUGGUCGGGCGCAUUGGAACAGAAGUGUCAUUUUUCUCGCAAAAACUGCUCUAAAAAUAUAUACAUAUAUAAAACUUUCGAAAUGGCUUUUCCUGCGUCUCCAAAAGGCUUGUCUGACUCUCGAUAGCAUCCUGCGCAAGUCGCUUUGUGGUCCGGCGCAAAUCGACCUUCAAAGUCCUUUGAAUACUAUUUUGCUUAUUAAAUAUUUAUUUUCUUAUCAAGGUAAUUUUUCACAUUCACACCUAAAUUUCAGCCCAACAAAUUGACCUUGCCUUUGUCCUCUACCUCACCAUUAAAAUUGGAACGAUUAUGAAGGAUUUGACUGGUUAUUUGGUGAGUCUUUUGGAUCCAACAUGACAAAUUUUCGAUUCAAGAUGAUCAUCGAACACAUUCCCGCGACUUCGAGAAUGGCCAUUUUUCCGUUUGUAAUCACACUUAUUGAACUUCUCGACGAUAUAGUCAGUGGUGGUAUCGAGGCGAGUCUUUGAAAGUUGUGAAACAAAAUUGUGAAAGAAAAAACCGCGAAAAAAGGACGAAAAAAAGCUCAAAAAAUGAAAAAAAAAAUGCUAAGACAAGUCCUUUUUCUAUUUCAAAGCAUUUUUCAUCAGUUUUAUGUCAUUUUGAUUAGUGAGCACGUCGUGAAAAACUUGAAAACUCAUAGAAGCUCUGUAGCUUAUCCGUGGAGCGCAAGAGACUCUUUUUUCCUGAGUGAUUUUUUUUUCCACUUUUCAAAUUCAUCAUUAGUUUUCUCUAUUUCAGGGUCACGGAUGGGCCCGAUCGCGGGAAUUUCAGAUAGUUCUCGUUUUACUUGGAAUGACUGCGGCACUUUUCGUCGACACCACGGAUUACAGUGCAGUUGCACCGGCCGAAAUUCCUUGUUACAAGUACUUUUUCCUGAGUAAUUUAAUAACAAAAAAUUUCACAGAAGCAAACAGGCAAACGACUUGGAUAUAGACUUCAGCCAAGAGUACAUGGAAAACAGCGAUUGA
This is a messenger RNA of Caenorhabditis auriculariae, 17957 nucleotides long. NCBI's taxonomy places the organism in Eukaryota, Metazoa, Nematoda, Chromadorea, Rhabditida, Rhabditidae. The record is from the annotation of a GenBank genome assembly.